AUGUCUACAUUAUCUGAAUAUAUUAUUGAUUUAGAAGAAUUUGAUGAAACAUUAGAAUAUGAUCCUUUUGUAAAUAGAAAAGUAAUGAAUACUGAAGAAAUAAAACAAGAUGACAAAUAA
Molecule: messenger RNA, 120 nt
Organism: Funneliformis caledonium
Lineage: Eukaryota; Fungi; Glomeromycota; Glomeromycetes; Glomerales; Glomeraceae
Source: the annotation of a GenBank genome assembly